This is a messenger RNA of Octopus sinensis (East Asian common octopus), 906 nucleotides long. RefSeq names its product mediator of RNA polymerase II transcription subunit 10. Gene Ontology annotation, molecular function: transcription coregulator activity. NCBI's taxonomy places the organism in Eukaryota, Metazoa, Mollusca, Cephalopoda, Octopoda, Octopodidae. Gene Ontology annotation, cellular component: chromatin; mediator complex. Gene Ontology annotation, biological process: positive regulation of transcription by RNA polymerase II. The coding region runs from base 342 to 755 and encodes 137 amino acids. The record is from RefSeq and is a predicted model, not a curated record. The transcript is spliced from 4 exons.
AAAAUAGGAAAAAAACCCUAGCGUGGAAAACUAUUAAGUAAUUCUUGUGUAUAAAGUCUAUGCUUUAAAAGAAAGGGAAACUAUCUAUAAUAUCAGCAUGUAUACUAGUAUACUUUCCUAGGAAAUACAAGUUGAUAUUAUAAUAUGAACUUGGAACAUUUCUAUGAAUUAAAACAUUAAAAGAAAUUGAUGUUAAAGAUACUGAAGUUUAAUAAAUUUAUGCUAUAAACUAAAUCUUGUACGUACGUGUGCUGUAUCUUAUAUCCAAAUUUUAACAAUCAAUCAGGAUAUUUAAUAACGUGAUUCAAAUUUUGUGAAACACCGAUUAUCUUCCAGUCAAUAUGGCAGACAAAACGGAACGUUUCGAGUCUUUGGAACAUCAGCUAGAAACAUUUAUUGAAACAACUCGACAAAUUAGUAUAAUAGUUUCAGACUUUCAACAACAAGGCCAAAACUUACUAAAUCAAAAACUCCAUUCUAUGGUGACAGGUAUGCAAGAAAUUGACAAGUUAAAAGGACAGAUGCAUGAUGUACAAGUACCAUUAGAAGUUUUUGAUUGCAUUGAUAGAGGGAAAAACCCACAUCUUUAUACCAAAGAAUGCCUAGAAAAGGCUCUUGCUAAAAAUGAAUUAGUUAAAGGAAAAAUCGAUAAUUUCAAGAAAUUUAAAGUUACUCUUAUAGCAGAGCUGAGCAAAGUAUUUCCAAAUGAAAUGGCUAAAUAUCGUGCAAUCCGAGGAGAUGAUAGACCAGUUUAAUUCUUCUCAAUGCCAGUGUCAUCUGAAAUAUUAUUCUCAACAACAUUUCUCGAUUCAUUAUACAUUCAUUAUUCAUCUCAUCUACACCUGUAAUAUUUUGACAAUUAUUUUAUUGAAAUAAAAAAAGUUUUGAAAGCCUAGUGAUUUUAAA